Nezara viridula (southern green stink bug) is the source of this 3321-nucleotide messenger RNA. NCBI's taxonomy places the organism in Eukaryota, Metazoa, Arthropoda, Insecta, Hemiptera, Pentatomidae. The record is from the annotation of a GenBank genome assembly.
UAUUUAUUUUAUAUAUAUAUCGUUUUAUUGGACUCUUAAGAUUUAAUCAGUUACUCCAGAGCCCCAUAUCUUUUGAAACAUGACUCAAUGGGCAAUCUUGCAAUAGACUGCGUAAAAUAGUAGCGGCCCGACAGCAACAAAAGCUGAACAAUUGACCUGAAAUCCUCUCCUGGGUAGGGAGGGUCUUUGGAUGUCUGGAAGAUGCUUUCACCAGGUAUACAAUACAUAGUUACCUGACUAGUCAGGUGUAUUGUGUCAAUGAAUAAUGAAUAAUGAAUAAUGAAACUUAUUCAUUCCCUAUAUCAGUUAUUUUCGAAAACUGUUGACUCAAAUAAUACUGGAAAUAGGUUGAUUUUCUAAUAGUUAUUCUCAAAAAAUAAAAUAUUUACAGUUGAGCUUUAUUUAUUUUUCGUUUCAAACUUUAUGUCAUUUAAAAUAUUUUAUUUUCAAGCUAAGUUUUGACUAAUUUUGAAUUCUGAAUGCUUGAAUUGUUCUUUUUAUAUUUUAUUUUUUACGGUUGUUGUAAUGUUUCCCUGGUUCGCCGAUUUCUCUAACCUCUUAACUACGCUUUCUCUUAUCUUUCAGGGAUCACAAGUUUUUUUUUUUCAAUAAAAUCCUUAGUGAUUUGUAUUUAUUUUAAAUCAUUCUAUAAAUUAUACAAUAGGGAACGUCAAUUUGUAGUAUAUGGAAAAAAGAACCGUUACAUAAAUAACACUUGUAUUUUAACAGUUACAUUCGUAUUGAACAUAAAUACGUUUCACAAGUACACCUUAUGUCUUUAUUUAAUAAUUGUCUGUGGUACAAACAAACGGUUUCAGAAUGUGGUCCCGUUAUGAUUCGAACUCAAAAAAGUAGGUCCUAGACUUUUGUUGGCUUUCAUCCAAGAAUUUACAUAACAUUAUAGCAUCAGAGAACUUCCGCUAACUAAUAGUUGUUUGUUUUAAUUAUAAAAACCGGUUUAUGAAUAAGUGUGUGAGUUCCAUUCCGAAUUUAAUUUGUAUCGUUUAUAUUAUAUUGCACUUGUAGCCGAUGAAUGAGAAUAAAAAAAAACCUUCCAUUGAUGCAUUCAGAGAUCCGGAUCUGAAGAGAUUCAUCUUUGGGAUUAGGUUUACGUCUGAUGGAGCUUUUUCCAGACCCACGGGUUCGUAUGGCACCAAACGUUGUUACAUCAACGAUAACUUGUGAAACUACCGUUCCAAACCCACCUGUAAAGAAGCCAUAUAAACGGAGAAUCGUUUGGAGAAAUGUCAUCCUGUUUGUAUAUCUUCAUUUAGCUGCACUCUAUGGACUAUAUCUCAUGUUCUUUUCAGCAAAACUGGCAACAGUUGCUUUUGCCAUCUUAUCGUAUCAAAUUGCUGCCCUUGGAAUCACAGCAGGAGCCCAUAGACUAUGGUCUCAUAGAUCAUACAAGGCAAAAUAUCCUCUCCAAAUUCUAUUGGCAUUUUUCAACUCUGUAUCUUUCCAGAAUAGUAUAUACGAAUGGGCAAGAGAUCAUAGACUUCACCAUAAAUAUUCUGAAACAAAUGCCGACCCACAUAAUGCUACAAGGGGAUUUUUCUUCUCACAUAUUGGUUGGCUCUUGUGUAAAAAGCAUCCUGACAUUAGGGAAAAAGGAAAAGGAAUUGAUAUGUCGGACUUGAAAGCCAACCCUGUUGUUAUGUUCCAACAUAGACACUACCUGAAAGUGAUGCCGAUAUGUUGCUUCAUUAUACCCACAUUGAUUCCUAUGUAUUUAUGGGAUGAAAGUUUUGUCAAUUCCUGGUUUGUUGCUACAAUGUUCCGCUACUGCUUCUCUCUCAACAUGACUUGGCUGGUCAACAGCGCUGCACAUAUGUGGGGCAACCGCCCUUAUGACAAGACUAUUAACCCUGCAGAAAACUUUCUUGUUGCUAUUGGUGCUUCUGGAGAGGGUUGGCACAACUACCAUCAUGUAUUCCCAUGGGACUACAAAGCAGCUGAACUUGGAGAUUACAAAAUGAAUUUCACAACAGCCUUUAUCGACUUUAUGGCCAAAAUUGGACAAGCUUAUGACUGUAAAACUGUCCCCGACAAUGUUAUCAAGAGCCGUAUACAAAGGACUGGUACAUUGGCAUCUGCUCCAGUGAAGAAGAAUCCAGAAGAAGAAGUACAUCCAUGGGGUUGGGGUGAUGAAACUGUAUCAGAAGAAGAUACCAAGAUCGCUGAAACCAUCUACAAAAAUGAAUAAAUCAACUGAUUGUAUUGCAUUUCUGAUAGUGCCUGAUGGUUGAUGGAAUAGAUCAUAGUUGAUAAUGUUGUUAAUAGUAUCUGUAUAGACUUAUGAACCUGCUAUUGCAAUUUUAUUUUAUACAUCUGUAGGAAUACAAUAAAUUGCAUUUAUCCAUGCAGUAAAAAACUAAAAAAGUUCAAUUUUACUUCAAAAAUAUUUAUAUUCAACAUUAUAUAAAGAACAAUAAAAAUAUUGACAAAUAAAAUAUUUUAAUAAAAAUUAACUAAUGUUCUUGACCUAAAAUAUACUAACAUACUAUUAAGAACUGUUGAUGGCACAGUAAAUAUGUUCCUUCCAUGUAUAUUUUGUUUAUCUUUUUUUUUCCAGUUUUUCUUAAUUAAACAUUUUUCUUCCUGUUAAAGAUUCGAUCUUUAACCCACAUUUUGUUUUUAUCAUAUUGUCAUUCUAGCCGAUUAGUUAACAAUAUUUUUAUUACGUGCAAAUCUCAAGCAUUGGGGCUUUACAAAAAUGCUAGUAAUAGAUGUAUUGUUAAGUGUAUAGACACCUCUUGUGCAAUUUACAAAUGCAUAAAUAUAUUUUUAAAUAUUUUUUUCUCUUUGUAAGUUAUUGGUUACAAUCUCUUUUCUUCUUUUUUAAAAAUAUUAUUAGUUAAAAAUGCUUCUUUUUAAGAAAUUAUUAUUUGUUAUUGUCCUAAGAACAAGAGGAAUGAGUGUGAUAUUAUUUUUAUUUAUAUAUAUUUGUUAUUUAAUUAAAUGUAACUGAAAGUAUUGUUUAAUUGUCUGUAAUUCUGUUUACUAAGAAGUAGAUAGCUUACAUUUUCGUUUUUCUUUUGUAUUACAUUGUUUGAAAACCAGGAUUUAUAUCUUUGUAUCUUUCAUGUAAUGUUUUCUCUUUGUAAGUCUCAUUGUGAUAUUAGAUUAUUCUGGGUAAGACAGAUACAGUUACUUUUGCAAAAAUAAAUAUACAUAUAUAUUUUGUAUUAAAAUAUAUAUUCUUUUCCCUAUCAUCUUUUUUUUUUAUUUAUUUAUUUUUAAUAAGAAGUAAAAUUGAAGAGAUGAUUAAAAGCUAAAUUAUAUUUAUAUAUUGUUAUUCCCUUUAAUUUAGUUUAAUUA